UCCAUUUGUAGUCACCAUGUCGGGACCGGGAAUCGCCGGAUUCUCUCUGCCGUCGAAAACCGUUUGAUUGAAUUUUCGUUGUUUUUUCAUUCAUUUUCAUUCUUGUUCGCGUCGCGCUCACCGUUUGUCCAGUGUCGUAACGAUAACGGUCAAAUUAAAUUCAAAUAGACUUAAUGUGAACCAAGGAUAACCCGAAGGAUUUUUAAUAAUAAUUUGGAUUAGACAUUCACAAUGAGGGCGUAUUUGUUGGCAACGGCUUGUGCGGUCUUCUUGAACUUGGCUUUAGCUGUUUUACCGAACAAACGUGAUGCGUCAUUGUAUUCUCAAUCACUUCAAACUCCCUUUCAAAGUCAACCAACAGUUAGCAUAUCAUCAAUGUAUACUCCAUCUAGUACAUCUGGAAAUGGACAAUCUUUUGAUUUUGAAAGUUUUAACUCACAAGACAUCCAAGGUGAUUCUACCCAAACACAGUUGCAAUCGUUACAAAACUUUGGACAGUCAUCUCAACAAAAAUCUCAACAAGAUUAUAAUAACCAACAACAAUUACAACAGAUGUAUACUUCAUCACAACCUCAACCACAGCAAAGCUAUAGUGCACAAAUACAAAGGAUAAUACAAGGCUAUAGUGCUCCACAACAACAACAGCCGCAACAGACACAACCGCGACCUCAACAAGGUUACUUACCACCACAACAACAGCAACCAUCAACACAACCGCAACCAAGCUAUGGGACACCAACACAGCCACAGCCACAACAACCAAUACCACAGUCUCAGCCAAGUUAUGGACCUCCACCACAACAACAGCAACCACAACCACAGCCAAGUUAUGGACCUCCACCACAACAACAGCAACCACAGCCAAGUUAUGGACCUCCACAACAACAACAACCAUCACCACAGCCCCAGCCUAGCUAUGGACCGCCGCAACAACAGCAGCCACAACAACGACCACAGCAAAGUUACAACACACCACAAUUUCAGCCAAGUUAUAGCCCUCCUCUGCAACAACAACCAGUGUCACAGCCCCAACCACAAUCGAAUUAUGGACCUCCUCAACAACAACAACCAGUGCCACAACCCCAACCACAAUCUAAUUAUGGACCUCCUCUACAACAACAACCAUUACCACAACCUCAGCCAAGUUAUACACCACAGCAACAACCUCAGUCAAGCUAUGGACCUCCAACACCAGUGCCACAACCCCAACCACAAUCUAAUUAUGGACCUCCACCACAACAACAACCAUUGCCUCAGCCUCAACCGAGUUAUGGACCACCACAACAACCACAACAACCACAGCAACCACAGCAGCCACAGCAGCCACAGCAACCAUCACAGCCAAGUUAUAGUCCUCCAUUGCAGCAACCGCCACAGACAAAUUAUGGUCCACCAUCACAGCAGCCCCAAUCUUUGUCACAGCCAAGUUAUGGACCACCACCUCAACAACAACAACCGUUGCCUCAGCCUCAACCGAAUUAUGGUCCACCACAGCAACAGCCACAACCAUUUCCACAGCCCCGGCCCAGUUAUGGACCACCUCCUCAACAACAACAACCAUUGCCACAAACCCGACCAAGUUAUAGUCCACCCCAGCAACAACAACCGUUACCACAACCAAGUUAUAGUCCCCCUCAGCAACAACAACCUUUGCCACAACCUCAACCAAGUUAUGGACCUCCACCAUCUCAACAACCUUUACCACAACCACAACCUAGUUAUGGACCACCAAUCCAACAGCAACAACCAACACCACAACUACCCCCACCAAACUGUAACCACCCACAGCAGCAACAACCAUUGCCUCAACCACAGCCAAACUAUGGAUUGCCUCAACAGCCACUACCACAGCCCCAGCCUACUCAACCUCCGACAUCAUAUGGUGCUCCAGUACAAAGUACUAUAGCUCCUCAACAAAAUUACGGAAGUCCAAAACCGUCUAAUGCUAAUAUUCCUCAAUCCAAUCAGCCAACUGUAGUGCAGUCAAUCAGUUUUGGAAUACCAUCACAAUCGUUUAAUACACCAAAUCAACUAUUGGGGAUGCCACAGAAUCAAAAUGGGUAUUCUUAUAGCCCUCCCGCAGUUCAGCAACAAAAUAAUCAAUUUCAAGGUUAUUCUUACAACCAACCAACUCCGAGACCAAAUCCACAGCCACAACAACCACAACAACCACAACAACCCAAGCAACCCAGUUUUACCUAUUCUACAUCUCAAACGCAACCUCAAAAUAUACCACAACAAGUUGGUUAUUCAUACAAUCCACCACAACCAGCUACACAACAAAAUAAUGCAAGACCCUCCUCAUCCCCACCACAACCCUCAUAUGGGAUACCACAACAGCCUCAAACUUCUCCUACUUCAAACAAUAAUUAUAACCCACCCAAGGCGCAAGCUCAACCACGACCACAGGGCAGUUAUAUUUAUACCGGCGUCCCAGCAACGAGUACAUCAAGACCACCUCAGCUAGGAUACAGUUACAGUCCAACUCAAAUUCAGAUUACCCAGGUACAAUUUAAACCACAGCAGACUACAGCAGGAACAGGAGGAUACAAUUAUAAUCCUCCAUCAAUACCGUUCCCAACGCCGACCUCUCAAGCUAAUCCCCAGUCACAGUUCCCUUAUAGCGGGCCGACGCAAUCGCCUUUGCCGACGUUCACGACGUCUUCGCCAACGCAAAGUUACAGCGCGUCUGCAAUCUCGUCUUCGAUAGUGACACCAAACGGACGGAACUUGAACUACCAGUCAUCGCAGGCAAACGGAUCACCGUCACAGUCUUCCAGUAGCUAUUUGACGCCAAAACCUGGCCAGUCUAGCACACAGACCCAAUCAGCGGGCUACGGGUCGCAAUCACAACAACCGACGCAAAUACGAUUUGAUGAAUUUGCGGCUCCACUGUCUGAAUCACAGCCACAACCUGUGUACGGCUGAGUAAAUUCUGACUGGUACCACGAAUGGUAGUGUGAGUACAUGGAUGGGGUUUACCAUCUAGUCUACCAAUGUCACUAGACUGUUUAAAGGAAUAAUUUUUAUCAGCCAUAAAAAAAAUGUUACUUAUUUAUAGCAUUUAAUGAAAUUAAGUAGCUUGUGAUGUUCCGCAAUUUUUAAUCAACGCAUUACAAUAAGAACAUCGGAUUUUAACAUGACAUAAAUUUUAUUAUACUACUUAUAACUACAUAUUGAUUAGACAAUUUCAUUGUAAAUACAUUUUACUUUAGUACUCCAUUCUAUUAUAUAAUUAUUACAACAACUUUUUUUUUGCUUGUAAAUAGUACGCUAAAUCGUCUGUUUAAGGAUAUACAUAUAUAAUAAUAUACUUAAAUAUGUAUAAAUAUUGUAUAUUUUUCACUAAAAAAAAAAAAAAAAUACAAAUCGGGACUUAAAGUAUUUCGAAACUGCCGUAUAAUAAAAUGUUUCGUCGUGUGCUGAUAUGUUUUAUGUUUAUGUACUUAAAAUUGUAAUGUAAAUUCUCGAUUUGAGGAAUCGGUCGCAACUAGUUCAUCUAAUUUGGCUUCAUUCAACAUUUUAAAGUCAAACAACAGUAAAAUUAUUUAAUUAUAUAAUGUUGUGAUGAACGUUUAAACCGACCGAAUAUCACCAAUAAAAUGUUAUUAUUAUAAAAGAUGUAAUAAUUCUAAAAUGUAUUUUUUUUUUUUACUAUUUUCCUAAAGGUCAGUCAUGUAUUGAAUACAUAUAAUGAUAUGUAAUUGUCAAUCUUAACAGUAAGAUAAAAUGAUAUGUAUCAUUGUACAAGUCCUUUAACAAAUUCCCGAUAAUAACAAUAAUAGUGGAAUUUUUUUAUGCUUAAAAAUAGACAUAAAAGCACAUAAAAUCUCUGAUUAAAUUUAAACGUUUUUAAAAAAGCUCAACAAUCACAUUAACAACUUUAAUCAAUUAAUUAAUUAACAUAUUCGAGUUUCUAAAAUACUAGUACUAAAAAACUGUUAAUAUUAUAGUGUAAUAUAAAUUUAUCUUGUUAAAUUUAAAUGCCAAUUAAUUUAUUUCCAACUACAGACCAUUUUAAAUUGGCGUUUUUUUAAAUAAUUUUAUAUAUUGUGUUUAUUCUAUACUUUAUAAUUAUUUUAAUUAUUAUCGUUUAUUAUUAUGUAUUAUUUUAAUUAUUUUUUUUUUUGGAAGAAUCAACACUGAAAAUGUAUGAUAUAACCUUAUAGAUCUCAAACGUGUGACAGGUACAGUGUUUUCUAAUACUGAUACAAUAUUCAUUUCUAAUUCUAUAUUUUUAAAUAACAGUCAAACAACACGGAACGUGAAAAACGCAAGUGUUGUGGUGCCCACGAAAUUUUACUAAGAAAAAAACCACGUAGGGAUAAAUAGUAGGUUGGGACAACAAGAUUGGACUCAGUUAUAAUAUAAUAGUUUGGGUUACAACACGUUUGGGUACAUAACACAUUUUUAAUAACCAAUUCAGAACACGAUACAUAUUUAGGUACACAUCAAUGCAAUGCGUUUACACUAUGUUGGUUGGUAUGACGGUUUAAGGCACACUACUUAACUGUAUAAAAAACAAUAAAAUAUUUAAUUUAAAUAAAUUAUAAUAAAUAACAGAAAUCAAGUUAACCAUUUAACUUUAAUUAAUCUAUGACAAGUGAAUAAACAUGGCAAAAUAUUUGUGAGACAAUUCAAAGCCAACUAUUGUUCUGAAUUUCUCCUAAUGAUAUUGGUACCAACUACGAAUGCCAAUUAUUGAUCAUCGUAUAUCAAAACUAAAUAGUUUGAAAAAAAAAUGUAUAAUAAACGAUAAUUUAAAAAAUAAACAGUUAAAUGUAUAAUAGGUCAUCAGUCCUGUAAUGUACCUUAACGUAUUUUUCCAAGGGUCAUGGUGCAAUCAAGCAUUGUAUGCAUGUGUUCAUCCGUAAAAUGAUACGAUUGAACAUACUCUUAUUUCCAGAUAUAUUUUAUGCACUCAAUUUUUUCGAAAUUUCAAAACAUUAUCAAACUCCUUUUUUUCAUCAUAAUGACAUUCAAGACGUAAAUUAUUGUAAGUGACUUUUAUAAAAACGCAUUCUUAAAUAAUAAUGUAAAUGUAUGUGUUG
Myzus persicae (green peach aphid) is the source of this 5051-nucleotide messenger RNA. Its product is annotated as extensin-like. The transcript is spliced from 4 exons. The record is from RefSeq and is a predicted model, not a curated record. The coding region runs from base 232 to 2928 and encodes 898 amino acids. Lineage: Eukaryota; Metazoa; Arthropoda; Insecta; Hemiptera; Aphididae.